Molecule: messenger RNA, 531 nt
Organism: Ilex paraguariensis (yerba mate)
Lineage: Eukaryota; Viridiplantae; Streptophyta; Magnoliopsida; Aquifoliales; Aquifoliaceae
Source: the annotation of a GenBank genome assembly
AUGGUUGAAAUAGCCUGUAGGCGAAGAAGAGGGGAGAUUGGGCGAGAGAGAGGGAGAGGGGAGGCACCGUUGGACGUUGCUACUGGGUGCACGCUAGAGGCGUGCGAGGAGAAGGCAUUGGGCACCCCUUUGGGUGUUGAUUUGGGAAGCUUGGGUGUGCGGGAGGCUGGACAAGGCGAGCAGGAGGCUAAGCGCGUAGCACUGGGCGCCGAUCUGGGCGGUGGGCAGCCUGAGGCGACUGUUCGCGUGUUGCUGGGGUUACCUGAUGCAGCUAUUCACUCACUGCAGGGCGUGAGGGAGAUAGAUCGGGCAAUGGGCGAGAGGGAAGAAAUGGGUGCUAAUUUUGGCGUGGCUCGAGGAAAGCAAAAUGUGGUGGCAGAUGCACUAAGUAGAAAGUUUGCAGGGAGCAUGGCCUCUUUGCUUACUCAGCAAAAACAACUUGUGAGGGAUCUUGAAGAGGCAAAAGUUGAGGUGGGGAUACCUGAGACUAAUACUUUUGUAGCAAGCUUGAAAGUUCGGCCUACCUGCUAG